Messenger RNA from Salarias fasciatus (jewelled blenny), 1052 nucleotides. RefSeq names its product proteasome activator subunit 2 (gene psme2). Gene Ontology annotation, molecular function: endopeptidase activator activity. Gene Ontology annotation, biological process: regulation of proteasomal protein catabolic process; regulation of G1/S transition of mitotic cell cycle; positive regulation of endopeptidase activity. NCBI's taxonomy places the organism in Eukaryota, Metazoa, Chordata, Actinopteri, Blenniiformes, Blenniidae. The transcript has 11 exons. Bases 140 to 880 code for a protein of 246 amino acids. The record is from RefSeq and is a predicted model, not a curated record. Gene Ontology annotation, cellular component: proteasome activator complex; nucleoplasm; cytoplasm.
CAUUAAACCGAAAGUAAAGUCAAAUGAGGAAAUAAAAAAAUCUCACCAGGCGGACGUGUGGCUCCGAGCGGAUUCGGUAGAAACUCCGGCUAAGAAAACUUAUCAUAUUUAUCUCGUAGUUUCUAUCUUUUGCUUCGUCAUGUCAAAGGCGUCGACUCUGAGAUUAAGCAGGGAGAAUGCGGGGAAGGUGGAAAACUUCAGACAGUCUCUGUUCCGUCAGGCAGAGGAUCUGUUCUGCAACUCCAUCCCGCUGAAGAUCAUCCAGCUGGACGCUCUGCUCAAGGAUGAGGCCCUCAGCAUCACAGACAUGUCCUCGCUGCAUGCUCCACUAGACAUCCCCAUCCCAGACCCUCCGGCCCCCGAAGACGAGGAAAUGGAGACCGACAAGAAUGAAGAAGAGGAGAAGAAGAAGAAGAAGAAAGCGCCGAAGUGCGGCUUCAUCAAGGGGAACGAGAAGAUCAUGAUGAUCCUGGACCGGGUGAAGCCGGAGAUCGUGGCCCUCAGAGAGACCAUCAUCGCUGUUUCCUGCUGGAUUCAGUAUCUCAUUCCAAAAAUAGAAGACGGAAAUGACUUUGGGGUCGCCAUCCAGGAGAAAAUCUUGGAGAGAAUCGCUGCAAUAAAAACCAAAGUUGAUGGUUUUCAGGGCUGCAUCAACAAGUACUUUUUGGAUCGGGGCGACACCAUCGGCAAAGCGUCCAAAGAAACCCACGUGAUGGAUUACCGCUUGCUGGUCCACGAGAAGGACGAGAGCAUCUACUGUGAGAUCAGGGUGAUCGUGCUCGACAUCCGCGGCUUCUACGCCGAGCUGUACGACAUCAUCUGCAAAAAUCUGGAGAAGGUGACCAACCCGAAGGGCGAGGAGAAGUCGCCUAUGUACUGAACCGGUUGGAGGAACCAGGGGGACAGAUUCUACAAUCCUCAAUCAACUCUCACUCACACUUAACUCAGUUCGACCUUCUUCAGUCCAGUUAGCAGCAGCUUUCAUCUCAGCUUUGUGUAACUCCACGUGUGGAUUGCUGUGUGAUUAAAUAAAGGAACAUUCAUUUGUGGGA